AUUAGGAUACCCUGUCAUUUAUUUGUCACUUUGCGAAUGUUGCGUAUAAAUUCGCGUGUUUUACCGAAAAUUUGUCAAACAUUGUCUGAUAUUCAACCAGUCUAGAAACAAAGCACGGAAAAGAGAAAUAUAAGCUUUGAAAAAUGUUCCGCUCAACCGUUUUAUUGUGUUCGUUGUACUUUUUAGCUUUGACGCCGUAUUUAGCUCGGGCAGCAACAGAAGAACAGAAGGCAAAGAUUAAAGAGGAACUCGAAAAAUUGGGCGCAGAAUGUAUGGCCGACUUCCCUAUUACUGAAGACGACAUCAAUGACUUUAAAAGCAAGAAGAUUCCCGCUGGGGACGGGGUGCCGUGCUUUGUGGCUUGUAUGAUGAAGAAAAUGGGAGUGGCGAUCAACAACGAGCAGAUAGCUGAGAUCCAAGCCAAGUUCAUUGAGGUCGGCGAGACAUGCGUCAAAGACCACCCUCUAUCCGAGGAGGACAUUCAGAACUUCAAGCAGAGGAAAUUCCCUGCUGGGGAAAAUGCGCCUUGUUUCACUGCUUUGAACGACCUAACCGAUGACGAGAAGGCCUGCGAACGCGCUAAAGCGCUGUUCAGCUGCUUCACUGACAACUUAUCCAAGUUUGACUUUUAAGGGAGGAAAUGAAUGCAGAUUUUGAAAAUGAAAUGUAGCAAACGACGACGAACUUAGAUUUUAAAAUAGCAUCAUUGAAUUGUGGACAUAAGUAUUAUAUUAGAUUUAGUUGCAUUGAUAAUAAAUAUUAGUUAAACUGCA
Chilo suppressalis (striped riceborer) is the source of this 773-nucleotide messenger RNA. Lineage: Eukaryota; Metazoa; Arthropoda; Insecta; Lepidoptera; Crambidae. The record is from the annotation of a GenBank genome assembly.